AUGAGGCUACAGCUAAAAUUUCGCUGGUUCGUUGGGAUUUUACUUACUCUGGUUGUCUUGAUUCCUCUUCGGAGCCUGCUACUCUACGAAAACCCACCAAUUGCUAUCGGGAAUAUGUUAUACGAAAGAGUUUUGGCUCCUUCGUUUGGUGGCCACGUGUUCCUUCUUGUCCUUGUUCUCACCUCGCCCGGAGGAAGGCUUCAACGUGAUGUAAUACGGGAGACUUGGGGAUCCGCCUCACUAGCGCCCAGCACAAGAUUUGUAUUCGUUUUGGGCGGACAAAACGAUUUGGACUCUGAUGUUAGAAAUGAGUUCUCGGUAAAUAAGGAUUUAAUAAUAGGAUCAUUUCCAGACACAUAUAGGAAUCUAGUGCUCAAAGUGUUCGUCGCGUUGAAUUGGGCGAGGACGCAGAAUUGUACCUACGUACUUAAAGCCGAUGAUGAUGUAUACAUCAAUAUACCGCGGCUUUUAAAUUGGCUGCGAAAUCCAAGUUUACCUGAGCCACUAUAUGCCGGUGAGGUUGUGGAAGGAAACCGGGUUUUACGUUGGCCCCCGUGGAGCAAAUACCGUAUACCCCGGGAUGUGUAUAAUGAAGAAAUUUAUCCUCCUUACUGCCGUGGUGCGUUUUAUGUGCUAUCGCGUUCAGCGCUGCCGGGAAUCAUGCAAGAGGUCAAUAAACACUCCACGUUAUUACCAAUGGAAGACGCGUAUCUUGGCAUUAUGGCCCGAUCUGCAAGUUUAAGCCCGGUUCAAAUUCCGGGCUGUAAAUCUUCGCGUAGUGUUAGAUCUCAAAUAGUAACUUGGAAUGAGACCACUCUUCGGCAUGUUAUUUGCAGCGGUGAUGCUUUUGACGAGAGCAUUUUGCGCUACUUGACACAAUUUCCGAGUACCAGGGCUUAA
This is a messenger RNA of Nematostella vectensis (starlet sea anemone), 900 nucleotides long. RefSeq names its product beta-1,3-galactosyltransferase 4-like. Lineage: Eukaryota; Metazoa; Cnidaria; Anthozoa; Actiniaria; Edwardsiidae. The transcript has a single exon. Bases 1 to 900 code for a protein of 299 amino acids. Gene Ontology annotation, molecular function: hexosyltransferase activity. The record is from RefSeq and is a predicted model, not a curated record. Gene Ontology annotation, cellular component: membrane.